AUGAUUAGAAUGUUAAAAUUAGUUAGGAAUUGUUAUACAAAUUGUACAAUAAAACCAUCUGAAUAUCAUUUAAGACAAUCAAAACUAAUUGAUCUUAUAAGAAAAGAAAACAAUUCUAAAAUUCCAAUAACUGCUGUCAUUCCAACUAAUAAAACUUCUUUUUGUGCUCCUGAUGUUCCUCAUAAAUUUCGACAAUGUUCUUAUUUCAGAUAUCUAUGUGGUGGUGUUUUUCCAGAUGCUAAAUUAGUCAUUACUUCAGAAGCUAAUUCUUCAAAUCAUAAAUCUAUAUUAUUUUUAAAAGAAGAAACAGAACAUGAUAAUAUAUGGCAUGGAAAAAGAAUUGAUGAUUUAACUAUUAAAAAAAAUGGAAGUUUAGAUGAGAUACUUCCAUUAUCAGAGUAUGAAAAUUUUUUAAAUAGUAGAGAAAAAUCCACAUUUGGUUUUGAUAUGAGUAGAAAUUUUGAUGAUAUUGAAAAAAAAUUGUUUUUAAAAGGAAUUUCACGAACAAAUAUAGCUGAUAAACUUGAUGAAUUGCGAUGGAUAAAAUCAGAAGAUGAAAUAAAUAUAAUACGAAAAACUUGUGAAAUUGGUUCACGUUCAAUGAAUAGUGUAAUUAAAAAAGGCCUAAAUGUAAAUCAUGAAAAUGUUUUUGUUGGACUUCUAGAAUAUGAAAUGAGAAGACGUGGUGCAGAUUGUUUAGCUUAUCCUCCAGUUAUUGGAGCCGGUAAACGUGCUAACAUUAUACAUUAUCUCGAUGCAAAUAGACCAAUUAAUUUUUCUGAUUGUAUAUUAAUUGAUGCAGGUUGUGAUUAUGAAGGAUACUCUUCAGACAUUACUCGAUGUUUUCCAAUAUCUGGUUCAUUUACACCAAUUCAAAAAGCAUUAUACGAUGCAUUAGAUGAAGUUCAUUCUGACUGUUUAGAUUAUUGUAAUACAAGACAACCAUUACUUUUAAGUGAUCUUUAUUUUUAUAUGCUAAAAAAAAUGUCACAAUAUUUUUCUGAAAUGCAACUUUUCAAAAAUUCCUAUCAUACAGAUGAAGAGUUGAUACAUAUUGUUAAUGAUAUAUGUCCACAUCAUAUUUCACAUUACUUAGGAUUAGAUGUUCAUGAUUCACCUAGUGUUAAAAGAAAUAUACCACUAACAGAAGGAGUUGUUUUUACUGUUGAACCUGGUGUUUAUAUAACAAAUGAUAAUCCAUUUGUAAGAGAUGAAUUUAAAGGUAUUGGUUUUCGUAUAGAAGAUGACAUUUUAUAUACAAAAAAUGGAAUUGAAAAUUUAACGAAAAGUUGUAUUAGAGAUAGUAAAGAUAUUGAAUAUCACAUGAAACCUUCAUUUUGA
Strongyloides ratti is the source of this 1341-nucleotide messenger RNA. Its product is annotated as Probable Xaa-Pro aminopeptidase 3. The record is from RefSeq and is a predicted model, not a curated record. The coding region runs from base 1 to 1341 and encodes 446 amino acids. The transcript is spliced from 3 exons. Lineage: Eukaryota; Metazoa; Nematoda; Chromadorea; Rhabditida; Strongyloididae. Gene Ontology annotation, cellular component: mitochondrion. Gene Ontology annotation, molecular function: manganese ion binding; metalloaminopeptidase activity.